Molecule: messenger RNA, 2605 nt
Organism: Spirodela intermedia
Lineage: Eukaryota; Viridiplantae; Streptophyta; Magnoliopsida; Alismatales; Araceae
Source: the annotation of a GenBank genome assembly
AUGGCCGCACUCGGCUGCUGCACCGUCUCUUCUCCUCCCAGGUGAUGAGCUCUGUGACGGAUAAACCCUAACUCCAUCCUCUUCCUCUUCUUCUGUUGUUCUCACCUGAUACUUCAUCUACUGCCUCGGCAGUUCGGUGCAUUUCAUCAUCUUCAAUCCUCCCCUUGUGCUCGUAUGGACGGCUCUAGGCCUUCUUGGAUCUCGGAUUUUCGGAUUGUUAGGGUUCUUCGGGGAAGACCCGGCCGGAUAAUUAGGUUUUAAGAUGGGCUCCGGUGCCGGGUCCUUCGUGUUAUUUUGAUGUGCGCGUGAAUCGAUGGUAGGUUUCGCCUGGCAAUGAGCUGGGAGUUUAUGUGCUUGUCUGGUGAUUUUCAGAGGAGCCUGGGGUAGCCCGCUGAGAACCAGCCAGAGAAGAACCGUGGCCUGCAAGCAGUAUCUGAAGAACAGGCUGCUGGUUAGAGCGGAGGUGAACUUCGUGAAUGCCGAGGAAGCGAAGAGGCUCGUCGAUGAGGAGGGCUUUACUGUUCUCGACGUGCGAGACAAAUCCCAAUAUGACAGAGCUCACAUACAGUCAUCUUAUCACGUCCCUCUGUUCGUAGAGAACAAGGACAAUGAUCCUGGUACGAGUUCUUCCAGAAAAACUUGCAUCUGCUUACAAAUCUUACUUGCAACAAUUCCAUGCUGUAUGUGGCAAAUUAUUCACUUUGUUUCAAGUGCAUUAAAUCAAUCCAUGGCAUGGUAUCAGACCCGAUGAUCGUUCUAUGGGUUCUUGAGUUGACUUGCAGAUAUAUAUGGAAGCGUAUCAAAAUGGUUUCAUACUAGAAAGAAAAAUAUCACAAGAUUUGGUUAUUAAUAUCAAAAGAAUGGUUUCCAGUACUUUAAUGAGAUAAUUUUACCUCAUUUAAUGAUGUUAUUAUAAAUUAUGAAUGUUCCACAGGCACGAUCAUUAAGAGGACUCUGCACAAUAACUUCUCUGGGUUGUUCUACGGGUUGCCAUUCACCAAGCCCAAUCCGGAAUUUGUUCAAUCCAUCAGGGGCCAGUUUUCCCCUGACAGCAAGAUCUUGCUCGUCUGCCAAGAGGGUUUGAGGUCAGCCAUUAGCAGCUUUCAAUACCUCAUGACGAUUGCUUCUGUUCAUACAGCAAGAGAAUGCCGAAAUAUUCUGCAGCUUCUUCUUUCUGCUCAAUUCAUUGAUUGCAUGACCUCAUUUGAUCCGUCACGCCAAGCUGCUUCAUGCUUCCUGCUUACAGUUUCUCGGAAUUCGCUUCAAUUUCUUUCUGGUUCAGCUUAGUUUGUCCGAAGGUUGCAAUCUCAUUCAAGCGAUUUCAUUCUGAAGGAAAUUGAGGACUGAAUUAUAUGAAAUAAUUCAAAGUAUUCUGUAUGAUGAAUGUUAUUAUGCCAUUUCCAAAGUGUCUUGCUCAUGAGGAAAAUAUGAGGUCUUGAACCAGUUUUACUGAAUUUUUUUUUUAGGGUUUUGCAGGACUCUCUCUCUCUCUCUCUCUCUCUCUCUCUCUCAUGAUAUAUAUACCCCUCCUCGCUCUCUUGUGAUGCACCCAACAGAAAGAUUGGCCUUUAUUUUUGUCCAUCUGAUAUAUUUCCGUGUGAUGUUGAAGGUCUGCUGCAGCUGCUAGCAAGCUGGAGCAGGAGGGCUUUCAGAACGUUUCUUGCAUCACCUCAGGCCUUCAGUCAGUGAAACCAGGUCAUUCGACGGAUCCCAAGUGUGGAUUUAUUGCAUAAUUUCUGGAGCAAUAGAACGGGUCCUCACCACCUAUGUUUUUUCACCACCGCGCAGGAACAUUCAGCUCUGUUGGUUCGACGAAGCUCGAGGAUGCUGGAAAGGCUGGCCUGGUCACCGUCCAGGGCAAGAUCUCCGCCGUGCUGGGGACUGUAUUAAUCUGUGAGUCUCCUUGGCCACUCUAAUUCCACUACUUUGAAGGAUCACCAAUAUUCUGCAGCUUAGAAUAGGCUUCGCUACUCUCUCUCUCUCUCUCUCUCUCUGAUUGUGAGGUUGUUCAGACUAUGCCCAUUCCUUUCUCUCUCUCUGUGAUUGUGAAGUUGUUCAGACUAAGCCCAUUCCUCUCUCUCUUUGAUUGUGAAGUUGUUCAGACUAAAGCCCAUCUCUCUCUAGUUGUGAGGUUGUUCAGACUGAGCCCAUUUCAAUCUCUCUCUCUCCCUCUCUGUGAUUGUGAGGUUGUUCACUGAGCCCAUCUCUCUCUCUCUCUCUCUCUCUGAUUGUGAAGUUGUUCAGACUGAGCCCAUCUCUCUCUGUCUGUCUCUCUGAUUCUAAGGUUGUUCAUACUGAGCCCAUUUCAAUCUCUCUCUCUCUCUCUCUCUCUGAUUGUGAGGUUGGUCAGCUGAGCCCAUUUCUCUGUCUCUGUCUCUCUGGUUGUGAGGUUGUUCAAACUUAGCCCCAUUUCUCUCUCUCUCUCUCACACACACACACACAUUUCUGGCCCUUUUUAUCUCGAUCGACCAACCUUCGUUUCGUUUUCCAUCUUCUCAUUGAGCUUGGCUAUUUCCAAUGCGCAGGCGCGUACCUCUUCAUAACCUUCUUCCCGGAUCAAGCUGAGAAGCUCCUGCAGAUGAGCCCCGUGAGCCCCGCGAGCUAG